This is a messenger RNA of Alligator mississippiensis (American alligator), 3282 nucleotides long. Its product is annotated as proto-oncogene Mas-like. The record is from RefSeq and is a predicted model, not a curated record. Gene Ontology annotation, cellular component: membrane. Gene Ontology annotation, molecular function: G protein-coupled receptor activity. Gene Ontology annotation, biological process: G protein-coupled receptor signaling pathway. NCBI's taxonomy places the organism in Eukaryota, Metazoa, Chordata, Crocodylia, Alligatoridae. Bases 316 to 1269 code for a protein of 317 amino acids. The transcript is spliced from 2 exons.
GUGUAAUCCUGGCAUCCAGCCCUGCAAAGAGUGAAGACCUGUCUCUGAUUAGAUCUGAAAGGACUCCAGCACUCAGACACUGUGCAGGGAAUGGCAAGGAAACACUUGGCUCCUGGAUAAGCAAGUACAGCACAAGAGAUCAUCAUACAUGGAACCUUUAGUGGGUAUCACAAAUUGUGAUGACAAGACACUGAAGCUGUGAAGAUAAUCUACUUCAGCCCAGGGUCCCCUGGACACCAAGGUGUGAGAGGCCAGGAGGGUUCUUCUGAGAGAGAGAGUAACCAGGAGAGACUGCCAUCCUGAACUGGAGCUUUCAUGAUGACAGAGCUGAACACAACAUCUACAGAAUCCAGCCUGGGGCACAACAGUACACAUAAUGGGACUCACUGUGAACCUCUUUCACCUGAAAUGACAAAGGACAUUGCCACUCUGCUUAUCUGCCUGUUUGGCCUGGUGGGGAAUGGGAUUGUUCUGUGGUUCCUUGGCUGCCGCAUGAAGAGGAAUGCUUUUACUGUCUAUAUUCUAAACUUGGCUGUCACGGACUGUGGAUUCCUGCUCAGUCUAUCUGUUGUUCUCAUAAUUUACAUAGCUGAAUAUUUCAUUUGUGAACUUUUACCAUAUGAUAAUUUAAAACAUUCUUUAUUAUUAUUGAGUUUAUUUGCAUAUAGCACUAGCUUAUAUUUCCUGACAGCCAUCAGCAUUGAGAGGUGUCUGUCUGUCUUCUGCCCCAUCUGGCACAAAAUCCGCCGUCCUAAGCACUUGUCUGCUUGUUUGUGUGCCCUGCUGUGGACCUUCUCAUCCUUCAUAAUUGGACUUUGCUUAAUUAGUUGUUUUUAUGGUGGGAACAACAUUUGUCAGAUGACAUUGAGUGUGGUUUUGCUUUUGAAUUUCCCAAUUAUAACUCUCAUUAUGAUUAUUUCCAAUCUGAUCUUGUUCAUUAGGAUUCAAUACGUCUCACAGCAACAUCAGCCAGGAAGGCUCUACAUCGUUAUCCUGCUCACUGUCCUAUUCUUCCUCCUAUUUGCUGUUCCCUUGAGUGCUUUUCUGUUUUUUGGAAUGCAUGGUAUGUUGGGCCCUGAUAUAGGUCUCCUGUUGGCUUCUGCCAAUAGCAGCAUCAACCCUGUUAUCUAUUUCCUUGUUGGAAGCUAUAGGAAGCGGCGGUUCGGGCGCUCUGUCAAACUUGCCCUCCUGAGAGCCUUUUAUGAGAAAGAAGAUUGUAGAGGGGUAGGUGAAAUCCACAUAGCUGAGACAAUGCAGACAGCCACUUAAAUUCCCAAAAAGCUAGCCUGCAAGAGGAAGUCCUGGGGAUGAAGUUUUCCCCUUAUUUAGAGAGUCCAAGAUAUCAGAAAUGUGAAAGAUCUAACAGGUUGGUCCCUACAUUACUCCCCACCACCAUCCUCAGCAAAAUCCUUCUCCCAAGUGGUGUUUUCACUUUUUAAGUAACUAACAAGUCACAGAAGGCCUGAGCCUAUUUGUCUGGAAUCGGUGAGAAAAUCCUACUGAUUUCUUGGAAUCAAGGAUAAGUCUAAAGGAGCCUGAUGGACUUCGUUGGAUAAAUUAUGCCAACAACAACAUGUAAGUUCAGGAUUUUUUGAACAUUCUCCCCAUGUAGACCUAAUUUGUUUUCUUGCCUAGUGUUCUUGUCUUCUUUAAAAUACUUUGCGUCAGUAACUCCAGAAAACUCCAGGUUUUUCCCUUUAGGCCACUGCUGUCAUGCAUCCCUUACAAUAGCAGCGACUGUGCUGUACUGGAGGCAAUUGAAUGAAGUGCACUGGGAACAGGCUGAGGAAGUAAACCAACAUUUGCUUUGCCAGUCACUGCAUGCAUUGGACUGCUGUUUCUGCAUUCUUCAUCUUCACACUUUUCCUCCCAUGGAGAUGUGACUGCUAGUGUAUUGCUGCCUCUUCAUGGCUAGGAGGUCAAGGGUUUUCUGACAGGUUUCAGUCAACUGCCUUGUCCAUUAGGAUACCUUGCAUGCCUAUCCCUAGGCAAUUGCACAUAUUCUUUCUGUGCUUCAGUUCACUUCACAGGAGAUGCUGGAGGAUUACAGGAGAUGCUGGAAGAUUUAAAUAUCAUCUGUCUGAGCUUGUGUCUGCCUCAUCAGAGUUGGUGGCCCAGAGCUGGUCCCAGGCAGCAGAGACAGUGUCCUCUCAUCCAGCGUGCAGAUCUGGGGGCUUACAUCCCCAGGAGGAGUCCAGCACAGCACAGAAGCCCUCCUGGGGGUGCGAGCCCAUGGAUCUGCACUCCGGAUGAGAGGAGGCUGCCUCCACCACCUGUGACCAGUGCUGAGUGUGGGCUGCACCCAGGCAGCAGUGGCAGCGGCAGUCUCCUCUCAUCCAGAGCACAGAUCUGGGAGAUUCAGGAGGAGUCUGGCACAGCCUGGCAGUCCGCCCAGGGGUGUGAGCCCCCAGAUCUGUGUGCUGAAUGAGAGGAGGCUGCCACUACCACCUGGGCCCAGUCUGUGCCCAGCACUGGUCCCAGGUGGCAGAGGCAGUCUCCUCUCAUUCAGGUUGCAGAUCUGGCUGAUCACACCCCUGGGAGAGCUGCUGGGCUCAGCUGGACUCCUCCCAGGGAUGUGAGUCCUCAGAUCUGUGUACUAGAUGAGAGGAUGCUCCCUUUGUUACCUGGGACUGGUUCUCACUGCAGCCCAUGCUCAGUGCCAGGGAAGAUUGCUGCUGCCGUCACCGGUCCCAGGUGGCAGCGGCAGCUUCCUCUCAUCCAGAGCAGAGAUCUGGGGGCCCACACCUCUGGGAGGAGUCUGGCACAGCCCCACAGCCCUCCUGGGGUUGGGCCCAAGAUCUGUGUGCUGGAUGAGAGGAGGUUGCUGCUUCCACCUGGGAUUGACGCUGAAGCCAAGUAAGCCUGGCUUUGAAACUCAAAAUGUUUUGAAACUUUUGAAACAUUUCAAUUGCCCUCAUUUCAUUUUAAAGCUGUUUCAAAGCCUUUUGUUUCAUUUCAAUUUCUCUGUUUCAAGCUUGAAACGUGUUGAAACAGCUGCAAAAUGAAACACCCGGCAAAAUUUUGCACAGCCCUACUAUGCAUUGGGUAAGUUGAAGAAAGUGAUCAUUUGAUGGUAACAUUAGUUUGUUAUUUUCUCUCAUGACUAUCCACAGGAAAUGGUAGCAUUGAAGUGAUUACUCUAGCCAUAAUAAUCCAGGAAAUGUGAGAGGGAAGCAUAUUUGGAGGUUGGGGUGAUAUGUAUUAUUGGAGCAACUGCAUAGUUGGGAGAGUGUGAUCUGAAGAUCAAUGCUUUGAACUCAAAAGCUGGAUCUUUUGGUCCAA